AUGUCUCUCAUUUUCAUAUACUUGCUAUUUGAACUAGCAAAUGUGGUGCAUGGAGCAGCCUAUGUUGAUAAAGAUUGCCCAAAAAUUAGAUGUGAUCCCAGUGGCCCGGCCAUCCAAUUCCCCUUUCGACUGGGAGACAGGCAACCCAGCCGUUGCGGUUACCCAGGCUUUGAUCUAUCAUGCUCGGAGGACAACCAAACUAUGCUCGAGAUGCCAUCGUCGUCAACCAAGCUAUUUGUUAACAGGAUCAAGUACGCAUCUCAGGAACUUGAAACUCAAAUACAUGACCCAGAUGGUUGCCUUCAGAGACAGCUUCUCAACAUCAGCUUAUCGUCUCAAUUCGUAUAUACGCAUUGGACAGAAAAUUAUACUGUGUUCAGUUGUCCAUCACUUAUAAGUAAAAAUCGAUCUUCGAUUUUCCGCAUGUUAAAUGAUUGUCUAGUGAGAUUGAACCCUUGCGUCGGUGAUCGUAAGAAUAAUCAUUCUGUGAUUUAUGCGGUGAGUAGUGAUUGUUAUAUUGAUUACAUUCCCCUGGUGUCUUGUACUAAGAUGCAUGACUAUAUAUCAGUUCCUAUGUUGGACACAACUGGGAAGGAUAAAACACUGAAGCUGAAUUUACAUUGGUCCAUACCAUCAUGUGAAUAUUGCCAUAAGUUAAAAAAGACAUGCACAAGGCGCACCAUCUAUAAUCGUGAAAAACAGAAUGAAAUUCAAUGUAAAGGUACAAGCGGGCUAGACUUCAUGGUUAUAGGUAUUUGCACACUUUCUGUUGUAGUUAUAGCAACAGGAAUUAUUGUGAUCUAUGUCUAUAAUUCUAGCAAAGAAGAACAAGAAAAUAAGGUGAGAGUCGAAAGAUUUUUGGAUGAUUAUAGAGCUCUCAAGCCAAGUAGAUACACAUAUGCUGAUAUUAAGAGGAUGACAGAAAAGUUCAAGGAAAAGUUGGGGCAAGGGGCUUAUGGAACAGUUUAUAAAGGAAAACUUUCAACUGAAUUAUUUGUUGCAGUGAAAAUCCUGAACAAUUCAUAUGAAAAUGGGGAAGCUUUUAUCAAUGAAGUGGCAACAAUGGGUCGAAUUCACCAUGUCAAUGUGGUUCGCUUAGUUGGCUUCUGUGCCGACGGAUUCAUACGAGCUCUUGUGUAUGAUUUCCUACCAAAUGGUUCACUCCAGAGUUACUUAACAUCACCAGAUGACAACAACUCCUUCCUUGGUUGGGAAAAGUUGCAAGAAAUUGCUUUAGGUAUAGCUAAAGGAAUAGAAUAUCUUCACCAAGGGUGUGACCAACGAAUCCUCCAUUUUGAUAUUAAACCCCAUAAUGUUCUGCUUGACCAUCAUUUCACGCCAAAAGUUUCCGACUUUGGUCUAGCCAAAUUGUGCUCUAAGGAUCAAAGUGCAAUAUCGAUGACCAAAGCAAGGGGGACAAUGGGCUACAUUGCACCUGAGGUUUUCUCUAGAAACUUUGGUACCGUGUCAUACAAGUCAGAUGUCUACAGCUUUGGAACCUUGUUACUUGAAAUGGUUGGCGGCAGGAAAAAUUUCAAAGUGAUGGAGAACUCUAGUAGCGAAGUCUACUUCCCAGUAUGGAUCUAUAACUUAUUAGAGCAAGGGGAUGACCUACGAAUCCAUUUGGAAGAUACAGGAAAUAUUGAAGUUGCUAGGAAACUUGCAAUUGUGGGUCUAUGGUGCAUUCAGUGGGAUCCAGUAAAUCGUCCCUCUAUGGUAGCUGUAGUUCAAAUGUUAGAAACAGAAGGUGGCAAUCUAACCAUUCCUCCUAAUCCUUUUGCCUCAACUUCGAAUUGA
Molecule: messenger RNA, 1797 nt
Organism: Argentina anserina (silverweed cinquefoil)
Lineage: Eukaryota; Viridiplantae; Streptophyta; Magnoliopsida; Rosales; Rosaceae
Product: rust resistance kinase Lr10-like
Exons: 3
Coding region: 1-1797 (598 amino acids)
Biological process (GO): protein phosphorylation
Molecular function (GO): protein kinase activity; polysaccharide binding; ATP binding
Source: RefSeq, a predicted model, not a curated record